AUGACCAUGGAGAUCCCCCCCAAAACGUCUAAGGACUCUAGUUCAAUGACGAAGACUGAGGAAAUCAGCUUCGUAGAGCUCGAAGCUGCAAACAUUGAAGAGCAAAAACAGCUCGACAAGAUCUACAGAAAGUUGGACAAAAGAAUCAUCCCGGCACUUUGGACUCUCUACUUCCUCACCUCGUUUGGAUCCAACACUUAUGGAGUCACCUUGACCAUGAACCGAGAAGAGGGCCACUCGUUAAUCCAGAAGUUGAACUUGUCUGCCUUGAACCUCUCUACAGCGAACGCUUUGGGGUACAUCGGAACGAUCUUGUUCGACUUGCCCAUGAAUUUAGUCAUGACCAAAGUCAGCCCUCAGACAUGGUUGGCCCGUAUUGCUAUCACGGUAGGUCUAAUCUAUGCCUGUUUUUGUGCCUUGAAGAACUAUCAAGGAUUGUACGCUGUUCAAUUCAUUGGAGGCGUCGUUGGAGCUGGAGUUUGGCCCGGAAUGUCUUACUACAUCACCUUGUGGUACCCCAACCACAGAAUGACUCAAAGAGUAGGGUACUACUUCACGGCUGCCCAGAUUUCGUGCGCUGUUGGUGGUUUAGUCAGUGCUGGUUUUCAGAAAAUGGAUGGUGUGAGAGGCUACACUGGUUGGCAAUGGCUUUAUCUCAUCUAUGGUUGUAUCACCAUGGUGGCCGGAUUUUCUUUGCUCUGGUGGCUUCCAGAUAGACCUUUCAAGAAACACAAAGAGGACGCAGGUAUUUUUAGAACUUUCUUGAGGAAGUACUUUACUCCCACGCAUCCACUUUCUACUCCAGAGAGGGAACUUCACUGCAAGGACAUGAUUGGCAGACAAAAAAAGUUGAAUUGGGGCUGGAAAGACAUUGUGCUCAUCAUCUCCGACUUCAGGCUUUGGCCAAUUGUGAUCAUGUACUUUGGCGUCGUAGGAACCGGUUUUGGUCUUGCUGUGUUUGGAUCCACCAUAAUCUCAGUGCAAAAUCCACAUCUUUCGGAUAUUGAUGUUUCGCUCUUGUACGCUCCUAUUUGGGUGUUUGACUUGUUUGGAAUUCUCACCAUCACUCCCUUUGCGGACCGGUUCAAAAAGUUCCGCUUUUUAUUCUUCAGUGGUGCUUGUGUGAUCAUCAUCGUCGGUAUGAUAGUUACCACCUUUGCAGAGAAACCCUGGAGCAAAUAUGGUGGUUUGCUUAUUGCAGGGUAUGGCUUGGGCCCCACAGUGCCCAUUUGUAUGUCUUGGUCGGCUGAGAUCUUCGAGGGCCGUUACGGCGAUGUCGGCGCUAGCUGUGCUUCUGCCUUGGUCACUGGUUUGGGUAACCUCGGCUCCGUGACGGCCACCUACGCCUUGUACUCGGGGUGGGCAGAUGAUGUAAACCGAAUGUACUUGGGUUCGAAUAUGGUUCUUGUCGGGAUGCUCGGCGUAAGUAUUUUUGCCUCCUUCGUCGCCAAAUACUCCCAGAACAGAAUCAGACAGACCUAA
Candidozyma auris is the source of this 1482-nucleotide messenger RNA. RefSeq lists its product as uncharacterized. The coding region runs from base 1 to 1482 and encodes 493 amino acids. Gene Ontology annotation, molecular function: solute:proton symporter activity; biotin transmembrane transporter activity; dethiobiotin transmembrane transporter activity. The transcript has a single exon. Gene Ontology annotation, cellular component: membrane. NCBI's taxonomy places the organism in Eukaryota, Fungi, Ascomycota, Pichiomycetes, Serinales, Metschnikowiaceae. The record is from RefSeq and is a predicted model, not a curated record. Gene Ontology annotation, biological process: biotin import across plasma membrane.